Tetrahymena thermophila SB210 is the source of this 2529-nucleotide messenger RNA. RefSeq lists its product as hypothetical. Lineage: Eukaryota; Ciliophora; Oligohymenophorea; Hymenostomatida; Tetrahymenidae. The transcript is spliced from 4 exons. The record is from RefSeq and is a predicted model, not a curated record.
AAAUCAAAUCAAAUUAAAAUAAAAAAAUAUUACAGAUAAAUAAAAGCUCAGCGCACAACACAAAUAUAAAAUAGUAAAGAAUAUACAAAAUUUGUAUUAAACUUUGUAUUGAACUGCUAAAAGAUGGAAUAGUAGACUGAAGGUAAUAAUCUUCAUGAUGUCGUAUUUUAGUAAUAAAAUAUCAUAGAUGAUUUAGAAAAAAGAAUACGUUUAAUUGAAUUGAACAACAAAAAGAGAGUUAUUGAGCUGGAAAAUGAGCUCAAAAAUGAGUAAAGAAGAGCAACAGAAUUAGAAGAUGAGUUAAAGAAAAAUAUUCGUGAACAAAGUGAUUAUGAACAUAUUAAAUAAAUGAAUUUCGAUCUACAAAAUAAACUUACUGAACAUGAAAAUUUAAUUGUAGAACAAAGAUAAAAAGAACAUCAGCUAAAUAAAUAAAUUAGAUAGCUUAAAGAUUAAGUAAGUAAUAGUAAGGCUUUUGGAUCUCCUUAUGGCAGACAUGAACGUAAUUAAAACAGUUCAUCUCUUAAAAAAUAUAUUUCUCCUAAUUAACAUGACAACUGCAGAAACGUCUAAUGCUUUGAUGAAAGCAACUAGGUAGUUUAAAAUGGAGACAAUGAAGGAUAGUGCGAGUUUGACAAUAAAGAUUUGAUCAGAGCUAUUUUAGACCUUAAGCAGGAAAAAGAGGAUUUAAUUUAACACAUCGAAAAAAUCAAGGAAGCUUCAAUUGAUGCUAUCAUGGAAAAAGAAAAAAUUAUUAUGGAGUUAAAGGAAUAAAUAUUUUAUAAAGAUGACAUUGAUGGAGUUUCAUUGAAAUUAGAUUAAAUGAUUCAAGAAAAAGAAGAAUGGUAAAGAAUGCAUGAAUCAUCUAUUGAAAAUUAUGAAAGAACUAUUCAGGAAUUACAACAUAAAAUUGAAUUCGAAUAGAGAUUAUUUGAAGAGCGCAUUCUCAAUAUUGAAACUGAGAUCAAUGAGAGAGUAAUUUAACGCUUCUAAUAAAAUUUAGAUUCUGCUAAAGACGUUGAAAAUAAUUUAAUUCAAUAAAUUAAAAUCACUGAAGAGCGUCUCAAGAUGUGCGAUAAAACUAUUUCUGAUUAAUAGAAGGUAAUUUCUAAUAAUAAAGAGUAAUUAAGCUAAUACGUAGAAGAAAUAAAUAGUCUCAAGUCUUCUCUGGCUCAAUCUAAAACAUUUAAAGAAAAAAUAUCACAACUUGAGAAGGAAUUGUCAACAUUAGAAAAAAAUUCUCGUAAAGAAAUAGAGUAAAAGCAAGAACAAAUUGAGAAACUCUCACGUAGAAACAAUGAACUUCUCAAGAAUUUCAUAAAUUUUGAAACAGAAAACAAAAGAUUAAAUGAAUAAAUAGAAAAUCUAAAUGAUAACUUGUAGAAAAUGUAGACAGAUUAUGAAAGUCUAUAGAUUAAAUAUGAAGAAGCAACAGUGAAUUACGAAAGAGAUUUGUCUAUCUAGCAAUAGCACUUCAAUGAAGAAAAAAAGAAUUUACUUUAGGAAUUGAAUGAUUAAAAGGCAGGUUAUAAAAACCGCUAAUCAUGUCUUAAGAGCGAUAUUGGUUAUGAUGAGUUCAGCUCAUGUUUCGACUCUCCUCAAAUAAGCAGUAAAAAAAGAUCUUCCUAAAAACAAUAACCUACUUAUAUCGCUUUCCGUAAAAACUCUGAAGAUAGCAAUUAAGCUGAGAAUAAUUCUUCUUAAGAAAAUUUAGAUUCAGAUGAAGAAAAUGAUUUCCUCCAACAAUUAGAUAAUUAGACUUAAGAGAGUAGAUCAAAUCAAAGAAGAAAAUCAAGCGACUACAUGAAAACACCUGAGUGUGAUUUUUCUUUGAGAUAGGAAUAACCUUUGCUAAGAGAUAUAACUACUAGUGUCAAUAAUAAUAAAUUUGUUAAUUUCCAUGCCUUAAAUCAAUCUCUCCCUCAAAAGCCCUCUCAAAAGAAUUGUAUCAAGCUUUAGCCUUUAGCUCAAUAGACCCAUUAAGCAAAUUCUAACAUCUAAGAUAAAGAAAAUAACAUAUAACUAAUUGCUCCCCUCAAACAAGAAAUCGAUCACCUUAAAAAUGUUAAUGAAAAGUUGUAAGCAGCCUCAGAAAGUUAUGAAAAUGAAAUUAUGAAAUUAUAAAACGAGUUAAAAACUGCUUACAAGUAAAUGCAAGAAUGCAGAAAAUCCUUGGCUGAUAAUAUCAAUGUAAACAAGGAAAAAGAAUCUUCCCUCAAAUGUGAAAUAGAAAGUUUAAAAACUCACAUUUACAAAAUAGAAACUCACAUGGUAACUUAUAAGCUUCAAUACGAAGAAGACAGCAGUUACUUAAAAGAAGAGUUGAAAAUAGCUGAAAAGAUAGCAGCCGAAUCAAAAGUAAAAUUGGCUCAAAUCAUGCAAGACAAAGACUACUUCUAAUAGUAAUAUAAAGUAAUACUUGCAAAAUACAAGUAAAAAAAGAAUUAAGAGUCUUAAAGUCAUUCAUUCCUCAGGUAAAAUGACUAUUAUUCAACUAGUGAUACAUAGAACAAUUUCAUAGUUUUUUGA